AUGUUGCGUUUUGGGGUUUUUUUUGCUUUAUUAACAAAGCAAAACUAUUUAGACUCUGAGCCUAUAAUAGAUGGAGAUACGAUUACCAUCACCGAAAAUCCAAAUAUUAAAGAUUUAGCCACUUUGAUUUAUUCAAAUCAGCUCAAAACACUAAUUAUUCAACUUAAAUAUAAUGACAUACAGGUAUAUGGUACAAACAUUAUAGUUCAAGGACCUGCUACGGCUAUUCCCGAUAACUUUAUGAACGGUAAUACUUUUAUUAAAACUGUUGAUCUAUCGGAGAAUAUUACUAGAUUAGGAUCUAAUUGCUUUUCUGGCUCUUCAUUAGAAUCUAUCACAAUUCGCGGUAGAAUCCCAAUGUUGCGAGGAGACUCUCAAUUUAUGAACUGUUACGCAUUGAAAGAGCUGUCUAUUGAUUGUGGAUAUAUUUCCGAAAAUUUUGCCGCUAACUGUAUUAACCUAACAACUGUUAAGCUCUUAUUCAAUACAACAAUACUGAUUGAUCAAAAUGCAUUUUCAGGGUGCUAUUCAUUAUCUUCAAUUGAUUUUUCAAACAUUGCAUCAAUUGGUUCAAAAGCAUUUUAUCGAACAAAUAUAACUUCUCUUAAAUUCCAAACCCAAGGUAUUUCAAUCGACGCAGAAGCCUUUGAGUACUCUAGAGUCCAAACAAUUGAUUUUGGCCAAAGUAUUGCAUACUUAGGUCAAAAAUGUUUCCUUGGUACCCCACUUAAAUCUGUCAAGUUAAUGUCCGUUGGACAAAUUGGAUCAUAUGCCUUCUCCCAAUGCACAUUAUUGGAGUCAAUAGAAGUAAAUUAUACAUAUAUCCCUGAUUCUUUUGCAAGCUACUGCACUUCUUUAACAACUGUCAUUGCAAAGAGAGCUAAAAUGAUUGGAAGUAGUGCAUUCUACAACUGCAAAUCACUCAAAUUAAUUGAAUUAAGCACAAAUACAGAUGAAUUUGAUACAAUUACUUUUGGCUCCAAUUCAUUUAUGUACUGUGAGAAUCUAGAAUACACAUUUUCAUCACCAAUGAUAUAUAUAUUCGGCGAUUAUGCAUUUUCUUACUGUGAUAAGAUCUCUCUUGGAACAAUAAUUACAAAUUCAUCAAUUGGAGCUUAUUCAUUUCUCGGUUGUCAAAAUAUUGAAUCUGUCACAAUUCAAUGCCCGAUUGGACAAGCAUGUUUUAUGGGUUGUGAAAAUCUAGAAUCAGUUAAAUAUGAAUAUACAACCGAGACUUCAACUAAUGAAAUCCCUGAUUACAGCUUCUGCAAUUGUUCAAGCCUUAAAGAAUUUGAAGGAAAUGAUAAUAUAACAAGAGUCGGAGAAUAUGCAUUCGCAUGUACAAAAAUUAAAAAUGUAGUACUAAGAAGAGCCAUAUUGGAUACUAAUGCUUUUGCUGAAUCAAAAUUGGAAACAAUUAAUUUCAACUUCGCGUCAUCUUAUAGCUUUCCAUUUUUUGGGUGUUCAAAACUAGAAAAGAUAACAAUCAGUAAAUAUACUACCUCUUCAAAUGUUUUUUAUAAUUUAUUUGUAUAUUCCUAUGAAGAUUAUUCCGGAGUAUCAAUAAGAAAAAAUAGUAAAGUUAAAAACUUUAAGCUUGAGUUUGAAAUUGAAUCAGGAAAUGAAUAUUAUACAAUCAAAGAUGAUCUUCUGCUCUACAAUAGUACAGAGAUAAAACUUGUUCUUCCAGAUUAUAGCGAAAGUGAAUUCCAAAUUCCAAGUUAUGUAACUGACAUUCAUCGCUUUGCAUUUGCCUCAAAUAAUAAAAUCAAGAAGUUAAUUUUUAAUAGAGAUUUGGAAUUUGUUUCAAGUCACAUAUUCUCAUGCUCUGAUUCUAUCAAAGAAUUAGAAAUUAGCUUUGAUGGGGGUGAAAACCAUACCCUAAUGUCAUCUUUCACUUACUUUGGCAAAUUGAAAUAUAUCACAAUUAAAACUAAUAUAAAUAAAAUCCCUAGUUCGGGUUUUGCAAAUAACCCACUUCUCAAAGAAGUCAUUCUCCCAAGUUCCUGUACUGAAGUGGGUUACUAUGGAUUCAUAUAUUGUCCAAAAUUAUAUAAAAUCAACUUAGACAAAGUAACUAAAUUUGGUGAGGGUUGUUUCAGGUUUACAGGUUUUGAAAGCUUUGAUUUCUCAAAAUUUGGAGAAGAAAUAACAAUUCCUGAUUAA
Messenger RNA from Trichomonas vaginalis G3, 2166 nucleotides. RefSeq names its product leucine-rich repeats (6 copies)-containing protein. The coding region runs from base 1 to 2166 and encodes 721 amino acids. The record is from RefSeq and is a predicted model, not a curated record. Lineage: Eukaryota; Parabasalia; Trichomonadida; Trichomonadidae. The transcript has a single exon.